CGGUAUUUGGUACAUGUCGGAGCUUACAGAAGCAGAACCCUUCCAAAACCUCUGCCGCCAAAUCCGCGGCCAGUGAGAAGAUGGAGGCCGUCCCUAUCUUCUCAAUCUCUCUUCUUCCCUGGCGGAAAUUCCCCACCACCGAAGUCUCUUUCCUCCCUUGCCGAACCCAAAGUUCCAUUGCUGUCAAAUCCCAUCUUAGAGUCACCACUGCAGCGUUAGCUGAUUCAUCUCGGCGGACCAGCGUUCGUGAUUACAGCGAGGACGAAGAUGAUGACAGUGAGGAGGAGGCCGGCGACGAUGGCAAGCUUUCCGGCCGUUUCAGAGCCAGGGGGCGACAAAAGGAAGAAGAGAAGGAUUAUGAUCGCGACCCGGAGAUUGCGGACAUAAUGGGCAGCUUCAUGGAGGAUCCCCAGAAGGCCCAAAGUCGUGUUGAGGAGAGGAUAAGGAAGAAGAGGAACAAAAUUCUGCAGACUAAAACUGGGAACGCCACUCCAAUGAAGGUUACGUUCAAAAAAUUCGAUUUCUCGAAUUCAUAUAUAUGGUUGGAGUUCUACCAUCCCCCGUUAACUAAGGAUAUCGAGUUACUUUGCGAUGCCAUUCGAUCAUGGCACAUUAUUGGGCGUCUUGGCGGAUGCAAUUCGAUGAAUAUGCAGCUGUCACAACUGCCACUGGAUAAAAGGCCUACAUAUGAUGCUAUUCAAGGAGCAAAUGUAACACCAACCACAUUCUACAAUAUUGGAGACCUAGAGAUUCAAGAAAAUUUGGCAAGAAUUUGGGUAGAUAUUGGCACUGGUGAGCCACUACUACUGGAUGUGUUGGUAAAUGCAUUGACAAACAUUAGCUCAGAUUACUUUGGCAUUAAACAAGCGGUAUUUGGUGGCCAAGAAUUUGAGGAUUGGAAAGAAGGGCUCUCAUCCGAUGAUUCUGGCUACAGCAUUCACAAGAUAUAGUCUUCUGAAUUAAUCAAUUUUUUGGGCUGAAUUUCAUGUUGUGGGCAUGGAAGGACGCUAUGGAGGUUGAAUUGAGCUGUUGAAAGUUGCAUGAACAAGCACUGAAUUGAGCAACUGAAGGAUGGAUGAACAAGCAAACAUGAAGCAUGGUCCCUGCUUCAAAAUGUUUCAAGUUAAACGACCAACUUGCUUAUUUUCUGUUGUGGCAGCGGUAGUACUUUGUAAUGCUACAGAGUUUGCAACCUAAGUACCUUUGGACCACCAUCAAUGUAUAAUGAGUCAUGUAGGUUGCCGGAAAGGAAUUCAUCUACAUGCGGGAAAGGAAUUCAAGAAAAUGGAAACUCAUAACUUGCUUGAGGAACACCUGAAGUUGUGGCUUGUAGAACCAAACUAGUUGUGCCUGAUUCUAUUGUACAAAUGGGUGAAGGCAAAUCUGUGUGUAUGUUUCAGAUAUAAUGCAAGCUGAACAAGAUUAGGACUGGGUAGUGGGUAAACAUUGAAGGAGUUUAUGGUAAGAAAAUAUUCUCUUCUUUAA
Molecule: messenger RNA, 1485 nt
Organism: Nymphaea colorata (pocket water lily)
Lineage: Eukaryota; Viridiplantae; Streptophyta; Magnoliopsida; Nymphaeales; Nymphaeaceae
Exons: 7
Coding region: 81-950 (289 amino acids)
Source: RefSeq, a predicted model, not a curated record